UUCCUGCGGACACACACGCACACACUGCACGUGGACACGGAUCCCCUAUGUACCCUUCAAAUCUAGAAAAACAUGUUUGACAGCUGCUGAUAGCAUGUGAGCUAAUGCUUUGCCACGCAGGAGGAGUCGUGCACAGGUCAAAGUUUUAGCACUGUCUUGCUUCCUCGUUUAUUUCGAAGAAAAACAUGGCAGAGAUUUUUCCCCGCUUGAAUAUGUUUAGAAUCGGGUGGAGAGGCGUGAAACUGAGCAGGAAAGUCACUAAUGCAGCUGUUUCUGCGCAGACGCGACGCCGCUAUAGCACAGAGUGCAGCUUGUUUGGGCUUCUGUUUGACAUUGACGGGGUGCUGGUACGUGGACGGACACCCAUCCCUGCAGCCAAACAGUGUUUUAGGAACCUGGUGGACGGCGAUGGAAAGUACAGGGUUCCUGUGGUGUUUGUGACAAAUGCGGGAAACUCUCUGCGAGAGACCAAGGCCGAGCAGCUGUCUCACCUUCUGGAGGUUGAGGUGUCACCAGACCAGGUGGUGCUGUCCCACAGUCCUCUGCGGGUUUUCACUCAGUUCCAUGACCUGUGUGUGCUGGUGUCCGGACAGGGACCCAUCGUGGAAGUUGCACACAAUGUAGGUUUCAAGAACGUUGUGACCAUUGACAUGUUAAGGGAAGCGAAUCCUCUCCUGGAUGUAGUGGAUCACAAUCGCAGACCUAAAGACAUGGUUCGCCCAUCUAUGGAUUUGCCCCCAAUAGAUGCUGUCAUCCUGUUUGGCGAGCCUAUCAGGUGGGAGACCAACUUACAACUGAUCACUGAUGUGCUCUUUACCAAUGGGAGGCCAGGAAACCCUGUGACAUCAUUGCAUUACCCACAUAUCCCCGUUCUGGCCUGUAACAUGGAUCUACUGUGGAUGGCCGAAGCCAAAAACCCUCGAUUUGGACACGGCAUGUUCCUCGUGUGUCUGGAGAGCAUCUAUAAGAAGAUAACAGGCUGUGAGCUGAAGUACGAGGCUCUGAUCGGGAAGCCCAGUGUUGUGACGUACAACUACGCUGAACUGCUCAUCAGAAAACAGGCCGAGAAACUGGGCUGGACCCGACCGGUCGAGAGACUUUACGCCAUUGGUGACAACCCGAUGGCUGAUAUUUAUGGUGCAAACCUGUACAACCGCUACCUCAAAGCGAUGCAUCGAACCCGUGCGCAGGCGCAGGGCGGCUCGAGCAGUCAGGUGACCGGAGACCUGCAGAGUGAAGCGUCCGACGAUGCCAAAGGUUCAGGACGGGUGAUGGUGGGAGGCUCGUUCGAUCACUGUCUGCCCGAAGGCUGCAGCUCCAUCCUGGUCUGCACGGGUGUCUACAACCGCGAUCACCAGGACCUGCCCUCGGACCCCGAGCAGACGGUCACAGAGCAGCGGAUCUUCCACGGUCACCGGGACUUCCGCUUCGACCCCAGUCUGACGCAGCCCUCCUUCAUCGUUCAUGACGUUCGGGACGGGGUGGAGUUGGUCUUCCAGCAGGAGGGUUGGUCACUGCAUUAAACCAUCGUUAAUUACUCCACAUCUACCUGCCAUGAGUCACGAAUAGGGCUGCAAAAAAAUUAAUACACACAUAGUAUGUACGUGACAAAAAAAUAUUUUUUUUAACGAUUAACCGCAAUUAAUUGUUUUGCAGUUGUCGAAACGAAAUCAAUCCUCAUUAUAAUUCCUGUCCAUGUCCUCUUUUUGGCGAUUUUCGAGCCAUUUUAUUUUUCCUGUUCAUCUGAAAUGAUUUUAAUUUUAAAUAUCAUAAAUGUUAAUUAACUGCAUUGAAUUUUGUUAAGUUAAAUACUCAUAUUUCUUUGUCACUUGCCCUCUAUUUUAAAUCAUGUUUUGCAUUAGAAAACCUGUUUCCAGAGUAAAAUAUAUGUAACGUAAUUGUAAAGGUGUGUAUAUAUUUGCGAAAUUUGUCAAAAGUGUAGCAAUCUAUAAAGCGCAGCUAAAAAUAGACUUAUACGUAACUGCACAAGCAUACAAUUGACUGAGGCCCAUUUCUGCUUGGAGUAAAACAAAGGCAGCUUCAUAUCUUCCAAUUCACCUGACUUUAUAUCAUACAAUACAACAUUUCUUAUUUCUUACACUUUUUCUUAAGGUGAUAUCACACUGGGAAAAUAUAAUAUAUAUAUGUUUCUGUGGCUAAAAUACAUGCUAAAUAUAUGUUGCAAACUUUCAAUUAAAUAGAUUCUUAAAAUAAAUAUAUACCCAAAUAUAUUUAUAAAUGUAUUUCAGGGGCAAGAAAAUAAAUUUCCAAUCUUACAGUAGCCUACAUUUAAGUUAAAUAUAAUUGUGGAUAUCCUAUAAGAGAUCAAAUGGUAGGUUUAUAAUGAUUUAAUAAUGUUUAAUAUUUUUAUAUAUUGCAAUAUUGUAUUUUUUGGAGCAUUUUAAAUUGUCCCUUGCUAAUGUGUUAUAUGUUUGCAGGUGUUAUAAAUAACAAAUCAAGUUUUGUUUUAAAUGCAGCAUAUGUGAAUGCAUUUUCUUAGACUGAAAUAUAUAGAGGU
Carassius auratus (goldfish) is the source of this 2518-nucleotide messenger RNA. RefSeq names its product haloacid dehalogenase-like hydrolase domain-containing 5. Gene Ontology annotation, biological process: glycerophospholipid biosynthetic process. The transcript has 8 exons. The record is from RefSeq and is a predicted model, not a curated record. The coding region runs from base 186 to 1523 and encodes 445 amino acids. Gene Ontology annotation, cellular component: mitochondrion. NCBI's taxonomy places the organism in Eukaryota, Metazoa, Chordata, Actinopteri, Cypriniformes, Cyprinidae.